This is a messenger RNA of Phaeoacremonium minimum UCRPA7, 1239 nucleotides long. RefSeq names its product putative secreted aspartic proteinase precursor protein. Gene Ontology annotation, biological process: proteolysis. The coding region runs from base 1 to 1239 and encodes 412 amino acids. Gene Ontology annotation, molecular function: aspartic-type endopeptidase activity. Lineage: Eukaryota; Fungi; Ascomycota; Sordariomycetes; Togniniales; Togniniaceae. The transcript is spliced from 4 exons. The record is from RefSeq and is a predicted model, not a curated record.
AUGGCCAUACUGCCCAUCUUCCUGCAGGCCUUUUGGCUCUGCAUCACGCUCUUUGUCAGUUUGGCAGCUAGCCAUCCUGCAGCUGCAGGUACCAGAGCCACAGCUCGCCGCAGCUUCUCCCUCGAUGUUGUCCGCAAUCCUGCCUUCGCGCGUAACGGUCCGCAUGCCUACUCAAAGGCAUUGAAUAAAUACGGUGCCGAUCUACCUGAUGACUUCUUCGAUGCCACCCAGAUCAAAGGCGCAGUCGGAUCUGUCCCUGCUUGGAACCAAUCUUUUGAUCGCGAGUACCUCAGUCCUGUCCUUAUUGGCACACCUCCUCAGGUGGUGAUGCUGGAUAUCGAUACUGGAUCUUCAGAUCUUUGGAUCUUCUCGACCGACACACAGAUCCUUGGCUUCAACGAUCGGCGCAUAUAUCAUCCCCAUAACUCUAGCACAUCAAUCAGGCAGGCGAACACAACAUGGUACAUCACAUAUGGCGAUCAAAGCUAUGCCACAGGUGUCGUAUAUACCGACGACGUUCAGCUUGGCGAGAUCACCGUCAAAAACGCCACUGUGGAGUCCGCUACAACGGCCGCGGAGGCUAUUGUUGACGAUCCUACCAUAUCAGGGCUCCUGGGUCUUUCUUUCAACCACAGCUCGACGGUCUCGCCACAGAUGCCGACCUUGCUCGAUCAGCUGACAAGUGAAUACGAUGUCAAUCUGUUCACUGCCGACCUCAAAUACCAUGACAAGGGCAAGUAUACCUUCGGUGAGAUCGAGGACGGCGCGUACACCGGCAACAUCUCGUGGCAAGCAAUUCUGCCGGGCUCCAACUUCUGGCAUAUCCACAUGACCAUCUUCCAGAUCGGGGGCUCCUCUCAACGUCUCAUCUCCCGAUGGCCCGUCAUCGUGGACACCGGCACGACACUGGCCCUGAUACAGGAGGACCUCGCCCAGCUGUACUGGGACCAGGUGCCCGGCGCGCACUACGACGUGAGCUAUCCCGGAUAUGUGUAUCCUUGCAACGCGACGCUGCCGGAUCUCAUCUUCGGCUUUAACAACGACAAGUGGACGGGGGUCGUGCCGGGUGAGUACAUCAACUACCAGGCCCUACCGACCAAGGGCGAGUGCUACGGCGGCAUCCAAGGCAAUCGCGGCCUGCCGUUCGCCAUCCUUGGCGACAUGUUGCUCAAGGCCGUCUUCGUUGUCUUCGACGCCGAAAAUGAGCGCGUCGGCUUCGCGAACAAGGACCUCCAUUGA